Chilo suppressalis (striped riceborer) is the source of this 234-nucleotide messenger RNA. The record is from the annotation of a GenBank genome assembly. NCBI's taxonomy places the organism in Eukaryota, Metazoa, Arthropoda, Insecta, Lepidoptera, Crambidae.
AUGGGCUGUCAUUCACAUUUCCCUCUAUCCAUCCAUUUUAGUCAUACGGGUUUUAUAAACGGUAACUGCCUGGUGAUAGCCGCAGUGCUCUGCUCCUCGAAGCUGCGCAGCGUGACCAACCUGUUCAUCGUCUCGUUGGCCGUGGCGGAUCUGCUGGUGGGCGUGGCAGUGCUGCCCUUCUCAGCCACAAGGGAGGUCUUUGAGGAAUCGGGAGGCUACACGAUUAUCACCUGA